Messenger RNA from Sporothrix brasiliensis 5110, 1938 nucleotides. RefSeq lists its product as uncharacterized. The transcript is spliced from 3 exons. The record is from RefSeq and is a predicted model, not a curated record. The coding region runs from base 1 to 1938 and encodes 645 amino acids. NCBI's taxonomy places the organism in Eukaryota, Fungi, Ascomycota, Sordariomycetes, Ophiostomatales, Ophiostomataceae.
AUGGACGACGCGCUCCAUAUCCGCCCCGUCAAGGCGGACGGCCGCUCGAGCGCGUCGGCGGCGACGUCGUCGCGCGCCGCCGCCAACCUGAGCAUGGAACGCCUCUACCGCAAGCGCGCCAUCGACCGCGAGAACCAGCGUGUUCUGCGCCAGAAGAACAAGGCCCGGCUGGCCGAGCUCGAGGGCGAGGUGCGCGCGCUGACGGAGCGGCUGGCGCAGGCAGAGGCCGACAAGGCGCAGGCGGCCGCGCGCACGCAGACCUCGUCGACGUCUCUGGAGGGCAUCAUAGCGUCACUGCGGUCGCUGCAAGUCUCGCUGGCCGUGGUGAAUGCAGACACUUCGACGGCCGGAUCGUCGGUCGGGUCGGGCAGUGCGGCGGGCAGCUCGCCGGGAUCGUCGCCGCUAACGACGACCGCGUCGCCGGUGUCAGGCCCAGCAGCCUCGGUAGCAACUACGGUGGCACAGACGACCUCGGCAUCGUCCCUCUCGCCAUCGCCAGCCUCACUCCAGCCAGAUACAAAGCCGGGGCCGAUGGCACAGUCUGGUCACUCGGUCGACCAGCCGAUGGGUGGCACGCAACCGUACGCCGGUGACACGGUUUCCAUGAACCUCGACAACAUCGACUUUUGGGCGCCUGGGGCGACAGUCACUGUGCCUGUCGACGACGGCGUUUCGUUUCAAAAUAGCGACUUUUCUCUCGACAUCGACUUGUUGACGCGGAGUCUGCCGCUGUUCGCGGACGGCCAUCGUGCCCCGUCGCCCACACAGCUGCAACCCUACCGAUAUCCGCAGUACGCGGCCCAGCAUUCGCCGCAUUCACCUCAUUCGCAGCAUUCGCCGCAUUCACAGCAACCUCAACAGCUGCCGCCGCUGUCGUCCGAUCCCCAGCUGGCUUAUCCAUAUACACAGGGUCAUGUCCACCGCAACCCGCCCGGCAGCAUCGACUUCUCGGCGCCAUCGCCGCCUGCGCCAGUACCGACCAGCGACAGUGUCCGCCGCAGUCCGCCCGACGACGCGAGCGCCGUGUACUUGGCGCGUGUCGAGGCCAACCGACUGCGGGAUGUGUCGCCUGUUUGGGCGGUGACGCCGCCCUAUGUACCACCGACAUCGAACGUGGAUGAUGUAAUUAUCAACUUGGUGUACAAGAGAAGGCGAGGCCAGUCGGUGGGCUCGAGGGCCGCCACGGGUGCAUCAUCGACCGGGCGGUCGCUGUCGACGGCGUCGGCCGCCACGACGACAACGACAGGAACGUCUGCCGGCUCGACAGGCUCUACGACACCCUCAGCCUCUGUCUCGGUGUCCACAGCUGCCACGUCGCCCUCCGACGAGUUCACGCACACCCACUUCCCCUCGGUCCAUUCCCUGCUGAACCCCGUUCUCUACGAACCCGACCGCCCUGUCGCGUCGACGAUUGCACGGCACGUCGCCGGCACCGUCAUGGACUACGCGUCCCCCGAAAAAACGGCCCUGCUCUACAUAAUGUGCAUCUACAUCCGAUGGCUCAUCACCCCGACACGCGAACAUUACGACGCCAUCCCCGAGUUCUUCCGGCCGACGGGCGCCCAGCUCGUCGUCCCCCAUCCCGUUUGGAUAGACACGCUCGGCUGGCCGCGCGCCCGCGAACGCAUCGUGUCGCACCUCGACCACACGCGCUACCGCGACUUUGCCAGCAUCCUUGUCAAGUCGCUGAGCAUUGGUUGGCCGCAUAACGGCCUGGAGGGGAUUCUCGAAGCAAAGCCGGAGCUGGCGGGAGGCUCGUCUACUGCGACAACAGGAACAGGGACCGGGGACGGGAAAAACUAUGUCAUAACGCAGGCGUUUGUCCAACACGUGCGGGAAGCCAAGAACUGGACGGUCGGACCGGAGCUGGUGGAGGCGUUUCCUUGGUUGGACGGAGCCGUGAACGUGCGCGGGCGUCUGCCAGUGUCUUAUUCGUGA